This is a messenger RNA of Malaclemys terrapin pileata, 3716 nucleotides long. RefSeq names its product keratin 222 (gene KRT222). Gene Ontology annotation, molecular function: structural molecule activity. The record is from RefSeq and is a predicted model, not a curated record. The coding region runs from base 76 to 900 and encodes 274 amino acids. The transcript has 6 exons. Lineage: Eukaryota; Metazoa; Chordata; Testudines; Emydidae.
GCUGAUGUCAUAACAAGAACCUAUGGUAAAGCAGUAAAGUACGCGAAGGAAAAUGUUCUGCUUCAGGUGCUUGUGAUGUCACCAAUGCUUGCAGGCAAAACACAGAAAUGUGAAAGGAACCCUAAUUAUCAUUAUCGUAAUAAACACUACCUAGAAGAAGCUACAAAUGAAAGAAUGGACAAAGAUGAAGAAGCUUUAAAGGCAGCCAGAGCAGAGCUCAGUGAAGCCAGGCGACAAUGGCAUCAUAUGCAAAUUGAAAUUGAAUCUCUCCAGGCUGUGGAAAGAGGUUUGGAAAGUUGUCUGCAUGCCUCAGAGCAGCAGUACCAGAUGCAACUGCAGAAUUUAAAAGCUGAGAUUGAAGGUUUAGAGAAGGAGCUACAGCAAGUGAGGAGAGGUAUUGAGAAACAGCUUCAAAAGCAUGAAAUACUACUGAACACUAAGAUGAGGCUGGAGCAGGAGAUAGCAACUUAUCGCAGUUUGCUGGAGGAAGAGGAAAACAGGUUUCAUUUUUCUACACAUGAUAGAAAAGAUGACAGAAAACCUACCACCAGCAAGAUAGCUUUUAUCCCACCUUCAACUGGUGCCAUAAAGAAGCAUGAGGAUGAAAAGGUGGAAAAAGUGACAAAGCAAGCAAUCUUAAAUGGAAACAUUGUGAAGGAAAGUGCUGAAGCUCAUGGCACCAUACAGACAGAAAAAGUGGAUGAAGUUAUUAAAGAAUGGGAAGGAUCUUUCUUUAAGGACAAUCCUCAUUUAAGGAAAAAGUCUGUUUCUUUGCGCUUUGAUCUCCACCUAGCAGCAACAGAUGACGGAUGUUUACAGACUAAACAAAAUAACCUACCUGACAUUGAAGUCAGGCUGGUAAUGAGAAGGUCUUGCAGUAUUCCAUCUAUCAAACCUUAACCUGCAGCAAACUAACUCAAGGGUCAUUUAUGAUGGGCUUUGGAAAUAAAUAACGUUAAGACAGAUCUAGAUGGACCACAUGACUUCCCCUCAUCUGGUCACAACUAUGAAAUGUUACUAAGUAUAUGCUUUAAUAAAUAUAUGAAUAAUGUCAGAUUCUCUUAAAUGAAAGAGAGCAGGGUAAGGUGUUAUAUUUCAAGAAACCUAACUCCUAUUAAUUUUUUACUCUUUAUUAAUUUUCUCAUUUGUUUUUUCCACAAACCUCGCUUUGCUUUGUAGAAUUUCGUCAAAUAUUUAAGUAUUGAAUUAUACCUUUAUACUUUACAUUACUUUUCUAACAAAGAAUCUGUUUUCUCUUUUCAGUUAAUGAAAACUGAACAUUUUAUUUUUGUAGUUCUUCAAUAUAAAAGUCAUAAUGUAUCCUUGUAUCACUUACAACACAAAAGUAUCAUACUGGAUGGUAUACAUCUAAAACCAUUUUUUUAACUGACAAAAGGUAAAUGCAUACAAACUCUUAAAGUAUGUAAACUAUUACAAAUAAUUAUAAAUAAAUUUUCCUUUACAAGGAAAUGGCUAAUAUUUUUUAAAUUUAUUUGAGAAAGUAACCCAUCCAAAAUAGUCUGUUUUCUCCUGUGCAUCCAUGCACAUAUUCCUUAAGACCAGUUUUACAAGGAAAUAAUAUUGAGCGAUAUCAUGCUAUUGAUUUUUAAGGAGAAUUCUCCAUUAAAAUCAAUUCAGGGUUCUAUUUUAAAACUGAGGGUAUGAUAUAGGCCAUUGAGAAUACUACAUUUAUAGGUUUCCCAUUAACUACCUCUCUGAGUUCUAGUGAAAUACAGAGCGUGAAAUUCAGACUGCUCUGUAGUCAAUAGGAGAUUUGUAGUCAAUAGGAGAUUUGCAACUGAUUUCACUGGGGCCAGGAUUUCACCCGAUGUGAAAUACAAAAUAUUAGGCCUAGUCCCACAGGCCCUCCAUGCAUGAGAUUUCAUGACUUUAAUGGAAGUUCCACACUCAGAAGUCUUGUAGGAUCAGCCCCAAUGUGUUACUAGAAAGAUCCACAGGCUCUAUGGAUACAGAGUAGAACCUCAAAGUUACAAACUGACCGGUCAACUACACACCUCAUUUGGAACUGAAAGUACACAAUCAGGCAGCAGAGUUGAAUAUAAACUACGGAAAAAAUAAAAAAAAAAUAAACAAAAAGAUUUGACAAGGUAAGGAUCCUGUUUCUAUGCUUAUUUCAUUUAAAUUAAGAUGGUUAAAAGCAGCAUUUUUCUUCUGCAAGUAAACUUUCAAAGCUGUAUUAAGUCAAUGUUCAGUUGUAAGUUUUUGAAAGAACAGCCAUAAUGUUUUGUUCCAAGUUACAAACAUUUCACAGUUAUGAAGAACCUCCACUCCUGAGGUGUUUGUCACUCUGAGGUUCUACUGUAUUGGCAUUAUAUAAAUAUAAAAUGAAAAAUUCUAGAACUGCUUCUCCCUCCUGACUAAUACAUCUGUAUUAUCAUCUGAGCAAUAAGAAAAUAGUUCCUUGAAGCUGUUAAAAAUUUAGCCAUCCCACAAUUCUGAAAAUAGUUAUUUCCAUACAUUUCCAGUUGUUACAAUAAGUGUUUAAUUAAAGUAAUUUAUAUAAAAUCCUCUUUAAAAAGUAAUUUAUGCUACUGUCUUACAGUACACCUCUACCCCAAUAUAACGCUGUCCUUGGGAGCCAAAAAAUCUUACCGCGUUAUAAGUGAAACAUGUUAUAUUGAACUUGCUUUGAUCUCCCGGAGCGCGCAGCCCCGCUGCUUUACCGCGUUUUAUCCGAAUUCGUGUUAUAUCGGGUCACAUUAUAUCGGGGUAGAGGUGUAUAUGGCACAUCAUUAUUAUGCCUGGGCUUAUUUACUGUAUAUUUAAUUAAAUUAACCAAAUAAGGACUACAAAUUUAAGUCACAGAUUUUAUUAUACCUUUUAUGGUAUCUUCCAAUGCUAAUUCAAAGCAGCAUGGGCAAACCUCAGCUACAUUAGAUAGCUUUCUUUCCACAAGAAAACAGAAAUACAGUCUAUUAAAGAAAAUGUUUGUGAAACUAGGUUUAAACAACAUAUAUGUUUAGGUAAGACUGACUGUUUACUUAUGAAGAAGAUCUAAGAUGUUGACCUUCCAAACUCUAAUUGAAGUUCAUGGGAGCUGCAAGCAUUCAGUAUCUCUGAAAUGCAUUCAGUAUCUCUGUUUUCUGAUGUUUCACAUUAGCAUGUCAAAAUUUUAUUCAGGUGUCAGCAAUUGCCCUAUUACCUAUGGCAUGCAAAACAGAUACUGGCACUGCAAAUUUCAUCCAGUAUUUAGUUAACCGCUUCUAAAUUGUAUUAAUGUAAAAACAAUGCAUUUAUACUGUAGGCCAUUGUUCUAUAUCUACUGUACUAAGCCAACUAAUUAACAUUAACCUUGACAGUCAAAUAUUGAUCUGGUGGUGUUAAUACUUGAGUACUUGGCAUCCUGAAUGUAAUAGCCUGUUCUAGUAAUUCCACUAUGCAGCUUUUCUGUGUUUAUAGUAUAUAUCUUUUACAAUACUUGAAUUUAAACUAAGUUAAAACUGCUUUAAGGCACUUUGAACAGGGAUAUGAAUUUACCAAAGUAAAUGAUACCACUGCUAUAAAGAAUAAUAAAAUUGAACCUGAAACUGCAUAUUAUGUGAUUUUGACAUGCACUUAUAUUGAAAGGUGUGUGCAGGUGGGGAGGGGCGCGCGUGCACACACGCUUACACACACCCUAAAAUGAAUGCAGUGGACUACAGGUACUCUAGCAUUACAACCUAUGCUUGCUAUAGAUCUUCUCUACAAAUAUUAUG